This is a messenger RNA of Chelonia mydas (Green sea turtle), 4459 nucleotides long. RefSeq names its product serine/threonine kinase 32A (gene STK32A). Lineage: Eukaryota; Metazoa; Chordata; Testudines; Cheloniidae. The record is from RefSeq and is a predicted model, not a curated record. The transcript is spliced from 15 exons. Bases 1568 to 2758 code for a protein of 396 amino acids. Gene Ontology annotation, biological process: regulation of signal transduction; protein phosphorylation; G protein-coupled receptor signaling pathway. Gene Ontology annotation, molecular function: G protein-coupled receptor kinase activity; G protein-coupled receptor binding; ATP binding.
GGUCCCUGCUGUGGAAUAACAUACCCAUGAGGAUCAAUCAGAGGCAUUUGCAAGCAGAUCUGCUGCUGUCUGAAGCUCACCAAAGUCGAGCUCUGUGGGACCAGCAAAUGGAAGAGAUUUCAGAGGCAUCCCAUCCUGGGAGAUGUUCUUCCCACACACCAACCUUGCGUGUAUGAAAGGAUUCAAGCAGAUAUGUACCUGUUGGACAAGCAGAGGAGUUGCUUCAUUCCUAUGGACCCCAAAUUGAAUUCAGCAUACAUAUAUUUUAUACUAAUACAUUUUAUUGAAGUACUAAUUAAAUGUUACUUGUUAACCUGAAACCAUGGGCAGAGACAUUAUGUAACCUUUGACCAUUGGCUACUGUGCUUAUCUUAUCUUGCCGCUAGAUCUAUCGGGGUUUGGGACUACUUACCCAGUCACUUCCCCCCCCCCCCAUGGAGAAUCCAUAUAAUCCAUUGUAAUGAAUUCAUUGACAGUGUCUCGGGGGACUACUUACCCAGUCACUCCCCCCCCCCCCAUGGAGAAUCCAUAUAAUCCAUUGUAAUGAAUUCAUUGACAGUGUCUCUGAGCCCGAUAAGCAAGGUGACACUCCACCAGCGCUGUGCAUAAUAAACUCCUGUGCUUGACUUCUACAUGGUAUGGAUUUAUGUUCCUUUUUCCACCUCCCUGAGAGGUGGUAGCUAGGUUGAUGGAAUAUUUUUUCCAUUGAUCUAGCUGUGUCUAUGUUGGGGGUUUUUCAGAUUAAUUAUGGCGCUUCAGUGAUUUAGCCAGGUUGAUCUAAAUUUUAAGGAUAGGUCAGGCCUUAAACUUUCCGAUCAUUUGUAGUUGCAGUUCUGUUAAAAUCAAAGUACUAGCACGACAUUACCAAUAGUUCUAAAAUAAUCCUCUACAGCAGCAGCAUGAUCUUGAAUGUUCAGCCCCUACACAGGGCCUGCAGGAUUCAUUUCACUAAUCAUUCUAACAGCCACUUUUCAGAUGAAAUGUGCCAGCUGUUUAACAGCACGGAGCAACUAUUAGGCAAGCAGUUAGGGCAGGAGUACUGUAUCCCACUGAAUCUGCAGAGAUGGUUUGACAUGGGAUAGUUGCCUGAUUUGAGCAAGACACUGAAGUUAAUACCCCUACUCAUUGCAAAAGAGUCAUGGGAUCUUUAGUGACCACUGGAGUCAAGACCUUAUUUUUGCUCUCUUUUCCCUCUGGACUCUAUUCCUUGUGUCCAGUGUUUCCUCCGUGGAGAAGGAAAGAGAUCAUGUGGCAUACAAUGUUGAUCUGUUUUUUAAAUAACUGAUCAAAAUAUAGGAGUAAGACAUUAGAGAAUAUUUUAAAAAUAAAGUUUUCUGAAAUUUAUUUCAUUUGCAUCACUGCCUUGUCUCCACUAGGGGGCCCCCAGAGAUCUCCAGAAUGGCUUCAACAUCGCUCCUUCUUCCUUUAAAUUCUUUGAAAUAAGGUUCUACACAUAGAAAGUUCCACAAAUCUUCUGAGGGAGUACUAGAUGGUAAUGCUAACUUCAGCGCUAUGCGUCCCAGGCUGGUGAUGUAACUGCACGAGAGAACUUCGGGCAAACUUCACCAUGGGCGCAAACACCUCCAGCAAGCCACCGGUCUUCGAUGAAAAUGAAGAGGUGACCUUCGACCACUUUGAAAUUUUGCGAGCCAUUGGGAAAGGCAGCUUUGGAAAGGUCUGCAUUGUACAGAAGAAUGACACCAAGAAAAUGUACGCUAUGAAAUACAUGAACAAACAGAAGUGUGUGGAGCGUAAUGAAGUGAGAAAUGUGUUCAAAGAGCUGCAGAUUAUGCAGGGCCUGGAACACCCCUUCCUGGUUAAUUUGUGGUACUCAUUCCAAGAUGAGGAGGACAUGUUCAUGGUGGUGGAUCUUCUUCUUGGAGGGGAUCUGCGUUAUCAUCUACAGCAAAAUGUCCGAUUUCAAGAAGGCACUGUGAAACUCUUCAUCUGUGAACUAGCAUUGGCACUAGACUAUCUCCAGGGCAGACACAUCAUCCACAGGGACAUGAAGCCUGACAACAUCUUACUGGAUGAGCAUGGACAUGUGCACAUCACAGAUUUCAACAUUGCCACGAUACUGACUAAAGGGAUGCAGGUUACCACUAUCGCUGGCACAAAGCCAUAUAUGGCACCUGAGAUGUUUAACUCAACAAAAUCUACUGGCUAUUCCUUUGCUGUUGACUGGUGGUCUUUAGGAAUUACUGCCUAUGAGCUACUUAGAGGCCGGAGGCCCUAUCACAUUCGCUCCAACACAUCGACAAACGAAAUUGCUCACGUGUUCAGGACAGCUACUGUAAUGUAUCCUGCUGCUUGGUCUAAAGAAAUGAUGUCGCUACUCAAAAAGUUGCUUGAGCCAAAUCCCGAGGCACGGUUUUCUCAGUUGAAAGAUAUCCAGGACUUUCCGUAUCUCGCUGAUAUUAACUGGGAUGCAGUCCUACAGAAGAGGAUAAUGCCAGGAUUCAUUCCCACUAAAGGUAGACUGAAUUGUGACCCAACCUUUGAACUUGAAGAAAUGAUCCUGGAGUCCAAACCUCUUCAUAAGAAAAAGAAGCGCUUAGCUAAGAAGGAGAAAGACACCAACAAAAGCUAUUCUUCACAGGGCUGCCGUCUUCAGAAGCACCUGGAGUCACUGCAAAGGGACUUCAUUGUUUUCAACAGAGAAAAGAUGAGGAGACACCACAAUGAAAUCCAAGAGAAUAUAACACUGGCACAAACCAAAGACCCGGAAGAAGAAGACAACCAGAACAACAACCUUUGAUCUCACUUAGCCUCUGCCCUGGUGUGUUCCCCAAGGGUUCACACCUACACAUGUUCACGGAGCUUGGUGAAUAGAAUUACCCACUGAUAAAAGGACAAUGCACAUACCCCAGCACAGGGCGUCUAAGCCAGAAAUGUGUGCACCUUUCUUUUCCUCCUUCCACCUUAAGUCAGUGGAUACAGGGGGCCAGGGAGAGGUCUUUAGUAGUGCCCCUGCAAAUAGCCUGCCAAAAUAAACAAGAGUCAGAUCCUCCUCCUCUGCCGGAGAUGGUUACAGGAAUUUGACCACAAGAAGAUGUGGUCUCUUUUUCAGAAGAGACCCUGAGUGCAGGAAGGAGGAGCUUAUCCUUGUGGGGCAGGAUGCCUGCUGGCACAACAUUUAGGUAUUGAGUGCCUAGUGUAAAUCUGGGCGAGGGAUCAGUUGAUUGCCAGUGGGAAGCAACAGAAGGGUAUUUAAUGCAUAAUUAGGUCUGUCACAUAGACUCAAUAUUAGAGAUGAGCCGGCAGCAGAUUCACAGACCCAAACUCUUUGGAAGUUUGGAUUUUGACAUGAGCCUCAUAGCUUAGACUCAUCUCUAAUUGUUAGAGGCAGAAGGGGCUGCUCUCAACUGCCGGGCUUGUAUUUAAUCUGCAGCAUACAGAAGACAGGACCUUUGCUUCCAGCAGGGUCUCUUUCUAAUAUUUCUUUAGUCUGUGGUAGGGAAAUGAUCUAGUUCCUCAAUAUGAGGAAAAGGCAAUAAUGGUUUCUUAUGUUUCUGUUUUGCUGUCUCUGAUGAAAUUCCCUAGCUUCCCUGACUUUAUGCUAUUGGGCAGGGCUGGCUCAGCAAUGGCUAAGAACAUAUGAACAAUGGGGACUGGGACGGAACCUACUAAUUUGGGUCAGAAAAGGAAGAGGUAGCAGUUCUCUAUUGCUGGAUAACACGCUAGGGUGGAUGCUUCACUAGCAGAUAAAGUUCACCACUGGCAUAAGCAGAUGCAACUCCAUUGAAUCCAAUGGGAUUGUGGCCCCCUUUGGUCCCCUUACACCAGAGGUAAAUUUGGUUAUGCAUCUUUAAGUGUGAUAGAACAUCAACUUUGUAGUCUCAAUUUACCUUUCGCUAAGGUGUUAGACGUGAACAUUAUGGACCAAAUUCAACCCUGGUCUAAGCAGCCACAAUACCCAAUGGUAACUGCACCAUCUUACACCAAGGCUGAAAUUGGCCAAAGCACCUGGUUUAUAGUCAUGCUGUGAUUGACACUAUCUUUUUAAAGGUUUCAGAGUAACAGCCGUGUUAGUCUGUAUUCGUAAAAAGAAAAGGAGUACUUGUGGCACCUUAGAGACUAACCAGUUUAUUUGAGCAUGAGCUUUCGUGAGCUACAGCUCACUUCAUCGGAUGCAUAGCAUAUCGUGGAAACUGCAGUUUCCACGAUAUGCUAUGCAUCCGAUGAAGUGAGCUGUAGCUCACGAAAGCUCAUGCUCAAAUAAACUGGUUAGUCUCUAAGGUGCCACAAGUACUCUUUUUCUUUUUAUCUUUUUAAAGAUUAGGGCCCUGAGUUCUCACCUUCUUGUUUUGCUUGUCUUACUCUCACUGUGUGUUAAACUGUCUCCCAUCUGCCCAAAGCCGUUCUUUGUAUCCCCCUGCGACUUCCUUUCUCUCCCUGUCUGAAUCUGGUCAAAUAGAGGUCUGAAUAAAAACAAGAUAUGAGACUUCUUCCCAGACAA